AUGGAAGACCCCAAAUCUGAUGGCUCUUUGGGAUCUAUAUCAGGUCUUGAAGAUGCCCUUAGUGAUGAUCAAUUCAACCCGUCAACUCCAAAAGUUUCUUCGAAGAGGCCAUCGUUAACAGCGACGCCCGUCAGAACUACACCAGCGAGAACAUACAAAAAGACACCGGUGCGAACACCGAGAUCGGCCAGCAGACUACCUGCAACACCAUAUGCAAGACAUGCGAUGCACGAGGCCAAACCCAGACAAAGGACCGAGAGGCGAGACCUCAGAGGCGAUAUCGUCAAUCCGUUGAUACAACUGCGAGCUUUGAGCAGGACAAUGAGGCAGGAGCGGUUGGACGAAAAACGACAGAAACAGUUAAACGAAGAGAAGGCCCUGACCCAUUUGAACGAGCAAGUUGUUUCGCAAACGGUGACACCUCAACAGCCUGAGCAUCAGACCAUUAUCACAUCUCGAAGGAAUGCAGAACUUGAGCCUUCCUUACCGGAGUUGGAAGCACAGGAAGAGAUCAUUAAUGAGUUCGAUAGCUUUGCAGAUGUUGGUCCACCCGAGUUUUCUGAUUUGGAGGACCAAAGAGAGCGCGGACCUCGAAUGAGUAUUACAGGUGAGGAGUUCAACAGUGAUGGAAACAUUGCCAUUCCAGAGGGAAUAAUACGACAAGAGGGCGAUUUUUCAAUGCUGGAGAUGGAUUUUGAGUAUGACAAUAGGCUCUCCAAUGCGUUCAGCGAGGGCUCCAGAAUGAGCAUUUCCAGAGACUUCUCCAAAAGAAUGAUACCCAGCUCGAAUCUCAAACGAAAAUCUUCCAAGCCAGCCGAAUUUGAGAUACCGCUUUCCUCUUUGCGCGCAUUAGCCAAACAGACACUCCAGAAGAAGCACCUGUCUGCUGAGGCCCUCCGUCACCUUUCUGAGAUCGGAAUGGAGUUUUUCGAACAACAGGUAGAGGAUUUGCAGGCGUACGCCCAACAUGCUGGUCAUAAGGCGAUCGACCACAACGAUGCUCUUCUGCUCAUGAAAAGAGCCAAGUUGAGGGAUGACGAUGUUUCGGAUCCGUUCUGCAUAGCCACGCAGUUUUUGAGCAUGGACGAGAUCACCACUCUGGAAAACUUUGUUUACAAAGACAGAAUAACCAAAGUAGCCAAGGAUAAGAAGAAGAAAUCAUCCAUUGACUACGACAGCUCUGUGAGUGGUGCCACCAUGAAUGACGAUAAUGAUGAUGAAUAA
This is a messenger RNA of Kuraishia capsulata CBS 1993, 1224 nucleotides long. RefSeq lists its product as uncharacterized. The transcript has 2 exons. Bases 1 to 1224 code for a protein of 407 amino acids. Lineage: Eukaryota; Fungi; Ascomycota; Pichiomycetes; Pichiales; Pichiaceae. The record is from RefSeq and is a predicted model, not a curated record. Gene Ontology annotation, molecular function: protein heterodimerization activity.